Messenger RNA from Toxoplasma gondii ME49, 3421 nucleotides. RefSeq names its product glucose-6-phosphate 1-dehydrogenase. The transcript is spliced from 16 exons. Gene Ontology annotation, biological process: glucose metabolic process; pentose-phosphate shunt, oxidative branch. The record is from RefSeq and is a predicted model, not a curated record. Bases 1005 to 2687 code for a protein of 560 amino acids. NCBI's taxonomy places the organism in Eukaryota, Apicomplexa, Conoidasida, Eucoccidiorida, Sarcocystidae. Gene Ontology annotation, molecular function: glucose-6-phosphate dehydrogenase activity; NADP binding.
CUCGCCAAGCGACAAUGCUUGGUUUUCUGUCGCAAAUCGCGGGCUCCUCAAAGAAAUUGACUCCAGACCCCUCUUUUUCUGCUGCUUACACGGUUCGCGGACUCGUCCAAGGACCUCCGAAAAAAUGUCACUCUUCGUACCACACAUGUGUGGCAAUAAACAAACUAUCCGGACUAGCCGGUCGCUUGCUCUGUGAGUAGCACAUCACCGGAUCCAACAUAACUACGGCUGCGAAGGCUGAGAUGCGAAGCGCAACAGUCAUCGCAGGGUGAGGUCACAUGUGAAACGAGGCGAACGGACGACGGCCAGCGUCCAGCGAGUGUUGUGCCCGUUCUACUAGUUUCCCGGGCGGGCUGUCCAGCUGGGGUGUGUAUUCGAACGAACACCAGAAAAGACGGGCAAGACCUGUGCAAGUUUCAUUUAGGUGUCGCCGACUUACAGAAACCAUUGACGACUGCGAAGUCUAUCUUCGGGGAUCCGAUCUUCUUCUGUCGAUGCGUCUACGCGAUUGUCUUGCUCUUCAACCCUCCACUAGGUCGAUACUUGUCACCUAGAUCUGUGUAGAAACAACUGGUGAAUAGCUGCGCGCCCCACAUGUGUCGCGUCGCUGUUGCUUGACAGUCUACAGCUAUAUGCUAAUAUGUCCCUGAGAGUCGCGACGCCGACCGUGCCAGAGGGCGUCAGAGUGUCGCAACGCGACACGUAGAUGUAUGGGCAGUUUAACACCCAUCAUGUCUUUGCUAUAUCCGGGUUUUCGUUUUCGGGGCUCCAGUGAAGCGAGAUUAUAUCUUCAGCAAGUCACUAAGCCUAGUAGAUGUAUGUGCUCGUACUGCAACCCCCCUCCUGGCAUCUUGCGUCGCAUAGCAGACAUACAUCGUGGGGUUUUGGCCCGCUAGGUUACCAUCACGCUCAACGGCUUCCAGUUGAGGAACCGUGUUUUCCCCACAUUUUCAUGAUUUUGUCCAAAAGUUGCAGAGUCGACUUCCAUCUCUGGAUAAGGCAACAUGGCACCGGAAAAUGGUAGAAGCAGUUAUUCUGCAUAUAUCAGACUGUUGUGGCUUCUGACGGCGGUAACUGCUGCGUCGGCCCUCGUCACGAACGUCUCGGGGGGGACGGCAGGCGAAGAUCAAACUUAUGGAUAUGUGAAUGUCGGAAACAACUCUGAUGGUGUCACGUUCAUUUUUUACGGCGCAACCGGAGAUCUCUGCAGGAGGAAAAUUUACCCGACGGUCUUCCAACUAUAUUUGGAGAAAAAGCUGCCGGAGUCGUUUCUCAUUGUAGGCAUGAGCAAUCAAGCCAUGAGCUUGGUCGACUUCCGUAAGAUGCAUCGUCCUCAGCUCGAGAAUGUCUUGCGUUCUUAUAAGCGGCUACGUGAUCCUGCGAGGCUACUGAAUCAGUUUGAGCAGCGGAUGAGCUACACCACGGGAUCGAUCGACGAUGAUAAUAUUUUAAGUCAUUUCUGCCACAAUAUAUCGAGAAUGGAACAGGCACAAUCCCCUAACGCUUCUUGGGGCCGAGUACUGUACUUGGCGCUGCCUCCUCAUAUUUUCGCUCCGGCGGCGGCCGGCUUCAAGCGGAAUUGCUCGACACAUAACGGGUGGACGCGAGUAGUAGUUGAAAAACCAUUUGGACGUGAUUAUGAGAGCUCAGAGCUUCUUUCGGAGCAGCUGAGGAGCGUGCUGCUUGAAGAGGAAACAUACCGAAUAGAUCACUAUCUCGGCAAGGAGAUGUUACAGGCACUGCCACCGCUGCGAUUCACGAACUUCUUCCUCGAGCCGCUCAUGAACCGAAAUUUCGUGAAAGCACUCACGAUUUCUUUCAACGAGGAUAUUGGUAUCAGCGGCCGCGGCGAGUUCUUUAAUGCAUACGGGAUCAUUCGGGACGUCAUGCAGAAUCACCUCCUCCAACUUCUAACUCUCGUGGUGAUGGAAAGACCAGCCACUUUGAGUGAUGAGGAUAUCAGAGACGAGAAGGUUAAGGUUCUGAAACAGAUCGCUCCCAUUAAACUAGAGGAGACCAUUGUCGGUCAGUACUCAAAGUCGGAGGAUGGAAGCGCUGGAUCGUAUCUGGAGACCGAUGGAGUGCCCUCGCACUCUCGAACGCCCACUUACGCCGCGGUAUGUAUGCACAUACGAAGUCCUCGGUGGGAAGGAGUUCCCAUUUACAUGGAGGCUGGUAAAGGCAUGGGCAAGAGGAUCGUCUACGUCCGCAUAGACUUUGCUGGCGUCCCGGGAUUCAGAGAGAGUAACUAUGACUUCCCAGGAAAUAGUUUGAUUUUAGAAGUCCAGCCGCACCCGUCUGUGCGCUUUGAAGUCAAUGCCAGGGCACCUGGACUCGGAGCGACUUUGGGAAGGAACGUCUUGAAAAUGGAUGUCAAUCCGGACGGCGUGCGGAUCCCCGAUGCAUACGAAAAUCUUCUCCUCAACGUGCUCAGCGGCGACAAAAGCCAUUUUGUUAGAACGGAUGAGCUCCGCGAAUCAUGGAGAAUUUUCACGCCGAUGUUACAUGCAUUAGAAGAUUUACAGGUCCAGCCACGACUGUAUCCUUUCGGGACACCUGGUCCUAGUGGCGCUGUUGAUGAGCUGCGCGCAGCUGUCGCUGCCUCAGUGAACGGUACGCAAGGCAAAUCUACGAUAGAUAGCAGAGUCUCUCUGCGUUUUUCUGCCAGCACAGGGAAACAGAGGUAAUGCUCGUCGUAUUCGCUUAAGCACAAAGCAGGCGCCAGGGGAUCACUUGUGCUAUAGCGUGAGGAGUUUCUGUUUUGGUAGGGCGUGUGAUUUUGGUAAAUUAUAGUAACGUUGGUAACUAGUGGAGCUAUCAGUGAAAGCGUAGACUUGCAUCUCUUGACGCUUCAUGCAUGUGUUGUAAGAAGUCGACGUCCGAAAUAGCCGCAGGUUUCCCUUUGUCAGACAGCGACGGUUAGGCCGUAACUGCGGCUGAAGAUGCUCUUUAAUUCAGUAAUGCAGACAGGGACAGUAACAUACACAUUCGUUUCACCCGUGGAGGCGGAAAGCUCCUGGCACGUGUUUCGUAACUGGAUGAACGUUUUUUAUACCACAGCAGUCAUAAGACAUUGGCCGCUCUUUGGCGUUAUUCUCUCACUCGCACACGAUUAUAUUAGCAGCCGAAGAAGAAUGGUGCGACAGAUAUGGGAGGCACUCGCAGCCAGCACAGCAAGACAUCACACGUGAAGGCAACAAGCAACUUGAGGACGACAACUGGCGAGUGUUGCUCUCGUUCCGCUUUGUUUGGCCGAUUGUUCCCAUUCUUCCAUUUCCUGGUUCCAACGUUCCAAGCUGCAAAGCUCUGUUGGCAGCAUUCAUAUGACAGGCCAUGGCAAACGUCUUGAUACCCCCGGCACUUCGUGGGUAGCGUGACGAUGCGUUAGGACACUUGAAAGACAGAACAUAGUACGGUUGUU